AAAUUUUAUCAUUGAAGUAUUGAAUAAAAGCUGAUAUCGAAAAAAUAAGAUCUAUUAUGCAUUAAUACGUUGUAGAUAAUAAUAUGAAUACUUUAUCAUGACUUUAUUUUGAUCUCUUUCAUUGAAUUGGUCUAUUUUAUAUAUUACUAAUCAUCGUUAGAUUGUCACAUAGUAGGUGUUUUUGUUCAGAAAAAAAAAUAUUCUUUCCCUUAGCCCAUCAAAAUGGGUAUGUUAUUUGGUAAACCUAAAGUCAGUCGAAUAACCGACCAUGAUCGAGCAGUUCUGCAAAUGAAGCAACAAAGAGAUACUUUAAAGCGAUAUCAACAACGAGUUGAAAAAUUACUAGAAAAAGAAAGAGAGUUGGCCAAAAGACUAUUGUCUGAAAAUAAAAGAGAUAAAGCCAAGUUAUUAUUGAGGAAAAAAAAGUAUCAAACAGAGCAGCUUGAACGCACUGAAGCAUCUUUAGAUACUGUGGAAAAAUUAAUACAAGAUUUAGAAUAUUCCCAAAUAGAAACCAAAGUUAUUGAAAGCCUUAAAGCUGGAAGUGUUGCCCUGAAAAAAGCCAAUGAAUUAUUAAAUGUUGAAGAAAUUGAACAACUUUUGGAUGAAACUAAAGAAGGGAUUGAUAAACAAAGAGAAAUUACUGAUUUACUUAGUGGAGCUUUGUCAUCAGAGGAUGAAGAAUUAGUUGAAGCUGAAUUGAAUGAACUAAUUUCUAAUGAACACCAAAAGGCUAUGGACAAAUUACCAAUUGUGCCAUUGGAUAAUUCACCAUUUAAUGCUCCAGAAAUAAAAGAGGAACAAAAAUCACCACCAAAAAAGAUUGCAUUAGAAGCUCAAUAAAAUAAAGUUAACACUCAACAAAUUUAAAUUUACCAAAUUAUAUGACAGUUAAAUUAUUUAACUUUGAAC
Sipha flava (yellow sugarcane aphid) is the source of this 912-nucleotide messenger RNA. RefSeq names its product charged multivesicular body protein 6-A (gene Vps20). The transcript is spliced from 6 exons. NCBI's taxonomy places the organism in Eukaryota, Metazoa, Arthropoda, Insecta, Hemiptera, Aphididae. The record is from RefSeq and is a predicted model, not a curated record. Gene Ontology annotation, biological process: late endosome to vacuole transport via multivesicular body sorting pathway; vesicle budding from membrane. Gene Ontology annotation, cellular component: multivesicular body; ESCRT III complex. Bases 223 to 843 code for a protein of 206 amino acids.